AUGGAGUGGUUUCAACUAGACGUCUCGGUUUUGUCAACCAACACAUCUCAACUACCGGACCACGGGAGCGUAUCCGCAAAUAGCGAUUCCGAACCUCACGAAGUCCCGUCUGCGGUCCUUUCUUGUGGUUCUCGUGGUGUAUUCCCCAGAUCGCAGUUAACACAUCCAACUCCCCCAACGUCUGGGUUGAAGAUUGCUGUGUACGUCAUCCGGAUUCAAACACCGUGUGUUAGUCCGACCAUGACUGCGAUUAAAUUGCGACUACGGACUACGGACUGCGGUGUCAAGGGCUUCGUAUCACAUGUGAAGAAGAAGCAAAGCAACUACACCUCAACACCGAAUUCAUCUUCAGGAUGGCAAAUCGAGAGUUUCAUCGCAUUCAGUUUUGGUUUUUAG
Fomitiporia mediterranea MF3/22 is the source of this 396-nucleotide messenger RNA. RefSeq lists its product as uncharacterized. The record is from RefSeq and is a predicted model, not a curated record. The transcript is spliced from 2 exons. The coding region runs from base 1 to 396 and encodes 131 amino acids. NCBI's taxonomy places the organism in Eukaryota, Fungi, Basidiomycota, Agaricomycetes, Hymenochaetales, Hymenochaetaceae.